Messenger RNA from Formica exsecta, 2120 nucleotides. Its product is annotated as 5-methylcytosine rRNA methyltransferase NSUN4. Bases 136 to 1653 code for a protein of 505 amino acids. Gene Ontology annotation, biological process: rRNA methylation. NCBI's taxonomy places the organism in Eukaryota, Metazoa, Arthropoda, Insecta, Hymenoptera, Formicidae. Gene Ontology annotation, cellular component: mitochondrial large ribosomal subunit. Gene Ontology annotation, molecular function: methyltransferase activity. The transcript has 9 exons. The record is from RefSeq and is a predicted model, not a curated record.
ACGGCGAGUGAUAGAGUAUAAGACGCCGCAAUAUCUCCGUCAGAGUUCUGCUGGUAGAACAUAACCUCAAUAGCGAGAAUUUGCCACAGAUUUAAAUAAGAUUAUUAACACGCGAGGUGAAUUUACUAUGCAAGAAUGGCACGUUUGUUCAAUAGAUUGACAAUCCGCGAGCUCGCAAAGAUGCAAGUUGUCAGAUACUCUAAUAAUCCGAAUCACUGGUCUAUGAUUAAAAAGAAGAAAACAUCCAUGGCCAAUGCUCUGAAACAUUUUGAUGAGUUUUAUGGUAAUGUCUAUGGAAAAUCAUGGGAAGAUAUAAGAACUGCAUUAUUGAUGGAAACGCACAAAUAUAUGGCUAUUGUGAAUAGUUUUAGCGAUAUAGACAGAAUAAAAUCAGAGUUGGAGACCCAUGGUGCCAUGAAUUUAAAAACAAUCUACGAAACUUAUAAGGAAGAGCUUGAUGCAAAUCCAUACAAAUCUAAUAAAAAAAAGAGAAAGAAAAAGCAAGCAAGAGAUCGGCAGGUAGAAUCUGCAAUUAGUGAUGCUCAGAUAUCAACGAUACAGUCACAUUAUCCAACAGAUUAUACAUCACCACCUGUGUCUCUAAAUACAAUGAAUGAAAAUGAAGAUACAGUGGUGGAAAGUCAAGCAUUACAGCCAGUAGAAAUAAAAUCUAUUGAGUCAAACUUGAACGAAAUCAUGAUCGAUGAAAAUCGAAUUGUACAUCCCAAUGCUAGCUUAAGUGAACUAUAUGAAUUUAUACCAGCCACGAAAAUUAAAGGUAUGAAUGACUGGAUAUUAGAGUCGCAACACUAUGGCUAUUACAAAGAGGGCGCGGAUUUCUCGAUAAAAGUUGAGAAAGAAGCAAUAUUAACGUUUCCACAGUAUCUCAACAUUUAUACAUUUGAGGAAGACAACGAUAGUGAUUUUCCAUCCCCAAAGAAAGGAUCUACAGGAGUUUUAGAUUAUUAUCUUCUGGAUGGUGCUUCUGUAUUGCCGACAUUGGCCUUGGACUUGCAGCCAGGCGACGUCAUACUAGACAUGUGCGCAGCACCAGGGGGAAAAGCUUUAAGUAUUCUUCAGACGCUCAUGCCACGUAUGAUAGUUGCUAAUGAUGUUUCUAAGUCCAGAGUAAAAAGGAUCCACAAUGUCAUAAAUCAGUACGUAGCUGGUAUUGGUCAAUGGCAGGACAGAUUAUAUGUGACGGAGCGAGACGCGAGAUUCAUCGAUGACAAAGAUGUAUAUAACAAGAUCUUGGUGGAUGUACCAUGUACCACAGACAGACAUGUCUUACAUUCAGAAGAUAACAGUAUCUUUAAAUCACAGAGGAUUCGAGAGAGAUUACAAAUACCGGAGCUACAAGCGGAUAUUCUAACUAACGCCUUAAAAAUAAUAUCAGUUGGUGGAACAGUAGUGUAUUCUACCUGUUCCCUCAGUCCUAUUCAAAACGACGGUGUCGUCGGUAUGGCGUUAAAAAAGGCCUGGGAAGACACCAAUUCUAUUAUGGUCAUAAAAGAUAUGAAUGAAGCAUUAAAGCCAUUGAGGUGCCUUUACAAAUUCCGUGAUUUUGCGUUAAAAUACGGCCACAUUGUUACUCCUACGCUCGGUAACAAUUGGGGUCCCAUGUACUUUUGUAAAAUAGUACGGAUACGAUAGUGACAAGGGUUGCUCGUUGCCGCUCCCAAAAAUAGUGUAAACCAGUAUCUCGAUUACAUAUAGAAUAAUCGUUACAAGGAAUACAAUUCUCCAUGCCUCAAUGGUUUGCUGUAAAUAAUAAAAUAAAAUUAGGAUAUAAUCACUUCUACUCUGUGAAAUUAGACAUUGUUUUUAUUUUUGCUCACAUUUCCGUGAGUUAAUUGUCCUACGAAGACCGGUACAACAAAGCCGGGUAUAGUGGCGACGAAGUUUGUCAUUGCCAUCAGACUACCGGCAAAGUUGGGUGCGAUAUCUAUGUGGUUUGCCAAGAAACCGCAAUACAUUCCACCGAUGCAGGCCACUCCGAUUGUCAUUAACAAAACUGCCCGAAUGCGAUUGCACCCGAUAUAUGACACUUGUAUCAAGCAGAGCAUUGGUAUGAGAGACGCUGUAAUAGUGUACAAUUGUAAUAAAAUUACAUAUAAUUA